Naegleria lovaniensis is the source of this 1578-nucleotide messenger RNA. RefSeq lists its product as uncharacterized. The transcript has 3 exons. Gene Ontology annotation, biological process: inositol biosynthetic process; phospholipid biosynthetic process. Bases 1 to 1578 code for a protein of 525 amino acids. Gene Ontology annotation, molecular function: inositol-3-phosphate synthase activity. Lineage: Eukaryota; Heterolobosea; Eutetramitea; Acrasida; Naegleriidae. Gene Ontology annotation, cellular component: cytoplasm. The record is from RefSeq and is a predicted model, not a curated record.
AUGCCAAGCAAGAAGAUUACCGUGAAAUCCUCCAACCUCAAGGAAAGCUCUGAAUGUAUUCAAAGCAAGUAUAUCUAUCGCUAUAACAAGACGGAAACUCGCACACAAGAAGAUGGUACCACAGAAAUUGUUGUUGAACCCAAGACAGUGAAUCUUGAAUUUAAGACUGAAAAGAAGAUUGGUCGAGUGGGUGUCAUGUUAGUGGGUUGGGGUGGAAACAAUGGUUCUACACUCACUGCUGGUAUCUUGGCCAAUAAGAAUAAAUUGCAAUGGGAAACAAAGGAAGGAAUUCACACUGCUAAUUGGUUUGGAAGUAUUACGCAAUCAAGUACAAUUCAUCUCGGAGGACAACAAUAUUGUGCCCUCAAGGAUGUUGUUCCAAUGUUGAACCCAGAUGAACUCUUUGUUGAUGGUUGGGACAUUUCCGAUUUGAACAUUUAUGAUUCUUGCAGAAGAGCCAAGGUUUUGGAUAUUGAAAUACAAAAGGCUCUCGAGCAAGAAUUGAAGCAAUACAAACCACGUGCAGCAAUUUAUGAUCCAGAUUUUAUUGCUGCAAAUCAAAAUGACAGAGCAAACAAUGUCAUUUCUGCAACACACAAGUUCGAGCAAAUGGAACAAAUUAGAAGUGACAUUAGAGACUUCAAACAAAAACAUCAAUUGGACAAGGUCAUUGUAUUGUGGACUGCCAACACUGAACGUUUCUGUAAAGUUUCUGAAAAUUUGAAUUCCACUGCUCAAGAAUUAAUGGAUAGCAUUAAGAACAACGAGAGUGAAGUAUCACCAAGUACCUUGUACUGUGUUGCUUCAAUUUUGGAAGGUUGUUCUUACCUCAAUGGUUCUCCACAAAAUACCUUUGUUCCUGGUGUGAUUGAAUUGGCUCAACAACAUGGCGUCUUUAUUGGAGGUGACGAUUUUAAGAGCGGUCAAACAAAGAUCAAGUCAGUUUUGGCUGACUUCCUUGUCGGAGCUGGUUUAAAGCUUGCUUCUAUUGCCAGUUAUAAUCACUUGGGUAACAAUGACGGAAAGAAUUUGAGUUCACCACUUCAAUUCAGAUCAAAGGAAGUUUCCAAGCAAAGCGUUGUCGAUGACAUGGUUUUGAGCAAUGACAUUCUCUAUCCUAAUAAGCAAUCAGAUGCUCCAGAUCACUGCAUUGUUAUUAAGUAUAUUCCAUAUGUUGGUGACAGCAAGCGUGCUCUCGACGAAUAUAUCAGCGAAAUUUUCAUGAAUGGUAAAAACACCAUUGUGAUUCACAACACUUGUGAAGAUUCUCUCUUGGCCACUCCACUCAUGCUCGAUUUGGUUGUUUUAACUGAACUCAUGGAGAGAGUGACAUUCAAGCAAAUUGACACUGUUGAACAAGAUUUCUCGACUGCUGACUGCAAGGAGUUCCGUAAAAUGGACUCGGUGAUGAGCAUUUUGAGCUACUUGUUCAAGGCUCCACUCGUCAACACAAACGCUCCUGUUAUCAACGCCUUGUUCAAACAACGAGCAGCUAUUGAUAACAUUUUGCGUGCCUUAAUUGCAAUUCCACCAGAAAACGACAUGCUUUUGGAGUACAAGCUUCCACUCUCCAACUAA